AUGAUUCCUCAAAAGUCGGCAACCUCUUACAACCAUUACAUUCACGCAUCAACCACUAAUCGGUCCAAUGCUUCCCGUGUUAUCGAUGCCCGUUUAGCCACUACCGAUAACGACCUCCUCGCCGAGAUUGGCUACAAGCCCGAACUCAAACGGCACUUUAGUACCUUGCAAGUGUUUGGGGUUGCCUUCUCCAUCAUGGGGCUCCUUCCCUCUAUCUCCUCUGUGCUUGGAAUUGCACUCACAGGUGGCACUGUGGGUAUGAUCUGGGGCUGGUUUGUAGCGUCUAGCUUUAUUCUCCUCAUUGGUAUUGCAAUGGCCGAAUUGGGCUCGGCGAUGCCUACUUCCGGGGGGCUUUACUACUGGACCAAUUACUAUGCCGAUGAUAAAUGGCGCAAGGCGUUAUCGUACCUCGUUGGCAAUACCAACUCCCUUGCCUUGGUGGGUGCAUUGUGCUCUGUCGACUACGGGUUUGCGUCAGAAAUCCUCUCAAUCGUGGUUAUUUCUCGAGAUGGUGACUUUGUCAUCACGCCUGCCAAGACCUACGCGGUGUUUGCUGCGUGCGUGGUGAGCCAUAUCUUUAUCACCUGCUCGGCUUCCUCAAAGGUAUCCCGUCUUCAAACGUUUUCGGUGGUCUGUAAUCUUGCGUUGGUUUUCUUUUUCAUCAUUGCUCUUCCUAUCGGAACCGCUAGGUCUUCGACCGAAUCUUUUAACGACGCAAAGUAUAUUUUUGGAAGCAUGGAGACGUUUAGUGGGUGGACGCCCGGGUGGCAGUUUGCCUUGUGCUGGAUGCCGGCGAUCUGGACCAUCGGGGCGUUCGACUCCUGCGUGCACAUGUCGGAAGAAGCCAAAAAUGCCACCAGGGCCGUUCCUAUUGGGAUUAUUGGCUCCAUUUCCGCGUGUUUUGUCCUUGGCUUGGUUAUUUGCAUCGUUGUCGGGGCCUGUAUUACCACUGAUAUCAGCUCUGUUAUCGAUACCGAUUUUGGACAGCCCAUGGCCCAGGUUAUCUUCAACGCGUUGGGCAAGAAAUGGGCAAUGGCCUUUAUGGCUUUGAUCGCCUUUUGUCAGUGGUUGAUGGGUGCCUCCAUCUUGACCGCCAUUUCCAGACAGAUCUGGGCAGCCGUGGUUUUUGGGGGUCUCGCUGCUUUGGUUAUGGGCUUGUUGUGUCUCAUUGGCCCUACUGCGUCCAACGCUUUGUUUUCUUUGGCUGUUUCGGGUAAUUAUUUAGCUUGGGGCACGCCAAUUUUCUUGCGGUUGACGUUUGGAAGGGAUAAGUUCGUUCCGGGAAAGUUUUAUAUGGGAAAGACCUGGAGCCCGGUUAUCAGCUGGACAGCGUGUGCGUUCCUUUUAUUCAUUAUCAUCAUGGUCCAAUUCCCAUCCCUGCCCCAAGUCGGGAAGGAAACGAUGAAUUACACGUGUGUGAUUACCCCAGGUGUAUUGAUCUUGUCCGCCAUUUACUAUAUGGUAUAUGCGAAACGCCACUACCGUGGUCCGUGUAAUACUAUUGAUGAUGACGUUAUUUACGGUUCUGAGGUGGACCUAAACUCCGGUUCCCUUGAGAUGGGGGAGAAAAAGCACUAG
Babjeviella inositovora NRRL Y-12698 is the source of this 1578-nucleotide messenger RNA. RefSeq lists its product as uncharacterized. Gene Ontology annotation, molecular function: transmembrane transporter activity. The record is from RefSeq and is a predicted model, not a curated record. Bases 1 to 1578 code for a protein of 525 amino acids. Gene Ontology annotation, cellular component: membrane. Gene Ontology annotation, biological process: transmembrane transport. Lineage: Eukaryota; Fungi; Ascomycota; Pichiomycetes; Serinales. The transcript is spliced from 2 exons.